Chionomys nivalis (European snow vole) is the source of this 1782-nucleotide messenger RNA. RefSeq names its product derlin 3 (gene Derl3). NCBI's taxonomy places the organism in Eukaryota, Metazoa, Chordata, Mammalia, Rodentia, Cricetidae. Gene Ontology annotation, cellular component: Hrd1p ubiquitin ligase ERAD-L complex; endoplasmic reticulum membrane. Bases 20 to 706 code for a protein of 228 amino acids. Gene Ontology annotation, molecular function: ubiquitin-specific protease binding; misfolded protein binding. The transcript is spliced from 7 exons. Gene Ontology annotation, biological process: endoplasmic reticulum unfolded protein response. The record is from RefSeq and is a predicted model, not a curated record.
CGCGCGCCUGGGAUUUUCGAUGGCCGGGCAGGGGCUGGCGGCGGGCUUCUUGCAGGUGCCCGCGGUGACGCGCGCCUACACCACGGCCUGCGUCCUGACCACCGCCGCAGUGCAGCUGGAACUCCUCAGCCCCUUCCAGCUCUACUUCAACCCGCACCUGGUGUUCCGGAAGUUCCAGGUCUGGAGGCUCAUCACGACAUUCCUCUUCUUCGGGCCCCUGGGAUUCGGCUUCUUCUUCAACAUGCUCUUCGUGUUCCGCUACUGCCGCAUGCUAGAGGAGGGUUCCUUCCGCGGUCGCAAGGCCGACUUCGUCUUCAUGUUUCUCUUUGGUGGUGUUCUUAUGACUCUGCUGGGAUUCCUGGGCAGCCUCUUUUUCCUGGGACAGGCCCUCAUGGCCAUGCUGGUCUAUGUAUGGAGCCGGCGCAGCCCUCAGGUGAGGGUCAACUUCUUCGGCUUACUCAACUUCCAGGCGCCAUUCCUGCCCUGGGCCCUCAUGGGCUUCUCCAUGCUGCUGGGCAACUCUGUCCUCACAGACCUGCUAGGGAUUGUUGUGGGCCACAUCUACUACUUCCUAGAAGAUGUCUUUCCCAACCAGCCUGGAGGCAAGAGACUGCUGCUGACUCCAGGCUUCCUGAAGCUACUACUAGACGACCCUCAAGAGGACCCCAAUUACCUGCCCCUUCCAGAAGAGCAACCAGAGCCCUAACUGCAGCCCCUGGAGCAGUAAACCCACUUGGCAGCGUGAGGCUUUGGCAGGGCUCUACCUUCUACAGCCAAGCAACCCAUCUAGGCUGGGCCCAACAGGCUUGGGAGCUCAGCCAGCAACACCCUACCCUCCUGCUGUCACCUAUCUCUCUGCUCAACUUGUAGGUGGUAGGACAUGGGGCCCAGGCCCAGAGAGGGUGAAGACUGUCUGCAGAUGCCCAGGAGAGCUCCUGACUAACUACAGACCCACAGUUCCCAUCCUCAUGCUGCCAGUGCCUUGAUGGAGCACCAGGAACAAGUCUUAAACACCCAGGAUCAUGUCCAGUCUCCUGGUAUCCUGCCUGGGGUGUCUGUGGGCUGAUGUCCAUUCUCCUAGCCUCUCUGUCCUCAUUUAAAGCAAGCAAGUCUUCACGUUCUUCUCUGGCUGGUGACCCAGCAGAGAACAAGUUUGGUCCUUUGCCACUCUAGUGAGCCCGGGACCUGGAGCUCCAUUGUAGCAGCACCCUGUGUAAAGCAGAGGUAGUUCUGAGAUGUUCUGUUUACGGAAGGCCUGCGAGUCCUUCCUACCCUCACCUCCUCUCAACUGAGGGUGUCGAUGUGGCCAGUUUUCCUGUGCUCCAUUGGAGCUUACUCCUGGAUGCCCAAGAGCAUGGGAAUUCCCCAAACCACUGUUUGUUAUUUCUAUGGUAACAAAAAUGUUUUCUAUCAAGUCUGACUCAAGUUUGUAGUGAAACCUGGUGGGGCCGAAGUUGUGUUGCUGUGUGGGGUGUAGGUGCUUAAAGCAGGCAGGGUCUAGGGUGUGGGGAGAGGAAUAGAACACUCCCUAGGAGCACCUGCUGAGAGAGGGUAGCAGCAGACUGUAGCUGGGUGCCGGGAUCACUGUCUUCAAUCACAACUUGUAUGCCCAGUUUGCCAAGCAGAGCCUGGCUUACUGCAGACCCAUGUCACCUUAAUGGAUUCUAUGUCCAUUCUAUACCAUACCACAAACCACGGACAAAGGGAAUGAGUAGCUUACCAAAAGCACAGCUUGGGGUAGGGGUAGAGGGCUGUACCUCUUCUCCACAUACUGCCAACUCC